AACAAAUGAAUAGCGUCAGCAAAAUUCAAUGAUGUAAUUUCUCACGAAAAUAACGGUCAAGCACAGCGAUGGUGAAAAUGAACAAGUUGAGUAACACAGAGAUAUAAGAUUGUCUUAAUGGAUCACUAAAUUCACAGAGGAAACUUAAAACGAGAUCAGUAAAUCAGUGAUAAGAGUCACCGCUUUGAUCUAGCUAGAUGACGAUUACAAGUCAUGCUAGGCUUUCAAGAAGACACUAGUGAUGAGCAUAACAUCCAACUCGAUCAAUGCGACUGAUGCAAAAUCUUGCAGAGGUUCACCUGACAUGACAAUGAAACCCCAAUAAGGGCUCUCAGUCUGGUAAUAAAUGUCACUGACACGUGUUUAAAAACAGCAGACAUGAAUAGAAGGAUGUUUAAUGUCUGUUAUUAAGCGGGGAAAUCUGCGAAAAUAUAUGAGCGUUUGGUCGGAAGAGGUAAAACCCUCCGAAAAUUGAACUGGUGUCUGUUGUCAUUAAGCGAGAGUGAGGUCUUGAGGGAAAAAUCUCAGACCGAGACCUUGACCGAGCGAUAGCCAUGUAAAUACAGCAAGGCCGAUGUUUGAGUUUUUCCCGUAAAGAAAGGACGUUUGAGGCUAAAGAGUUGUUUGUUAUAUGGCUUUUUUGCAGAACCGUAAUCGACCCGUGGGCAUUACGGGAGAAUAAUGCCAUGGAUUUAGCCACUCAGAGCGCGCGGUAUAUCGGCUACAAACACAGGCCAUAUAAUAAAGACAGGUUCCACUACCAUUGUGGGUGUUGACCAGCAGAGCGGUGCCCCUUCAUCCCUUUUCUUCUUCUUCUUCUUCUUCUUCUUCUUCUUCUUCUUCUUCUUCUUCUUCUUCUUCUUCUUCUUCUUCGUCUUCGUCUUCGUCUUCGUCUUCGUCUUCGUCUUCGUCUUCGUCUUUAUAAUUGACUUUAAUCGAGGUUGGACUGAUUAAACCCUCGAGAUACGGAAUACACGAAUUGAACGGUCUGUACCAAACUAAAGUGAAACAAGUCAGCUUCGUCUACCUUGUUUGUUGUUUUUUUUUCACAAAUAAUACGUCCUCUUAAAGUCCAAGGUAACUGUAAAAUCUGCCAGGCAACAAGAUUGCUAAUCUCGUGCUUACGGCGUAAAUUGCAUACUACAGGAACAUUUGUAGUGCCUGCAAGAGAAGGCUUGUCUCCGGUACUUUGAUUUGACUUGGGGUAAAGAACCCGGAACCCGGGAACUCGAAAUUUCCAAAUUGACAUCACAUCCAGUCGUGCGCAGUAUGUGUAAAAGUUGUCUGCGAUCAAAUGAAAGAAUCACGUGUUAUGAGUUAUUUUUUGCCAACUUUUCCGCACCGCAGUUCUAAUUGAAUCCACGAGAACCACUUGACAGGAUUACAAUCGCUUUGCAGCUGAUACAUAACUAAUUAAGUAGAUUACUGCUGCAUUUGAACUCUUCGAAGAAACCAAUUAAAUAGCUUGGUCAGCUUGGUCCGUCUGUUCUAAGAGAGUAAAAGAUAGAACCUCCUCGUUUUCCACUUGUUCGGUCGUCCUCACUGACAGAAAAUCUGGAACAAGUUGUGCAUGGUCAAAAGAACCAGCAAGAGGUUGAUACCAGUACUGAUGUAACUUCCGUUAUUUGUGCAAAGAAGCUCCAUCAUCUCAGUUUUUCUUCCGGUUAUUGAUUCAAAUAAGGCACAAAGAAGUCUUCCCUUUUGUUAAUGAUUAAUAAGGUUGUCAUCACGGAUAUUACAGAAACACAAUGAAACGGUUUGGCCCUGAAAAAACAUCAAGUGUCAUAGUUUAAUGGAGAAGGCGUCUGGUAUUGUGUAACUGUUAUGAGUUAUUUCUGCUUCUAUUUUGAAGAAUCGACCAAAGUAAUAUUUCAGUAUAUUUUGUUCAAACCGGGGAAGGAGAAAUAGUGCACCAGGUACGAAAGAAAUACAUCUCACCUAAUUUAAUAGUUAGCAAGAAAAGAGUUGUUUGGAUUUGUUUACCAGCUACACGACUACUAAAACAAGCAAUUUUGCAACAUGGGGCACAAGUUAACUUCUUUGACCUAAGAUAACCGCAAUUUCUGUCACUCUUUUUCUCAUUCGCUGAGCACGAAACACGCCUUUAUAAAAAAGAAAGCCUCACUAAGCACUUGAUUGAAAUCUUCAUAAUUAUGAAAAAUAUCAUUUUUUUCGUUAUGCUUUUAAGCUCUUGAUUGUAAAUUUGUGACUCCGAGAAAACAGCAAAGGAAUAGGUAUUCGCCUUUUUGUUUGGCGAGAGAAUCAUGUUGGCAUGCAAUAGCUCGGGAUAAAAUGUUUUCCCUUCCGCGCGAAAAAGAUAUCGUACUAUCCUUACUAUUUUCAAGACAAACUGUAGAAAACUCGUCUGAGCUUUAUUUAACUCAGUUAUUGUUAUGUGAUAGUUACGAGAGGCGCCUCCACCUCCGCCCGCUGUUUCCGGAUCGAAUUAGAAUUUGGAAAGUGUUGAUUUUUGUUAUCAAUAUAAUAAGCAAGUUUAUUUCUUCAGACACUUCAGAUAGCAGAACGAUUUUGGUGCGAAGUUUCCUCGAAGUGAAUUUUGUUGAGGUGCCAAUUGCGUAUUCGUACGAUGUAUUAAGUUAGAAAGUUAAUCAAGAACUAAGCAUGUAUUUCCUUUACAGAUAGCCCGUUCCCAGGCUGCAAUGCGUCCAAAACUGUUCUCUGUAGUUUUAACUGUUCUGGCGUUACCCAACAAGUGUCAUGGUAAAACUGCUGACCUAUGCCCCGCACAACAAGCAAUCCAUGGCAAAGCUCUGAAAGGUUACACAUUUAAGACUCUUAUGACGUCAAAUUCAUUUGGAUGUUUAGUGGAUUGCCAUUAUGAAGACAGAUGCCAGAGCUACAAUUAUGUUAUAAAGACAAAUAUCUGCGAGAUGAACAACAGAACCAAGGAGGCCAAACCAGACCAAUUUUUGUCAGAUCCAGAUCGAUUCUACACGAAGCGUGGAGCACACAGAAAGCAACUUGGUCCCAUUCCCACUCUUCCAGCUCAGUCAUGUAAGGAAAUUAAAGCAAAUGAAGGAGGACAAGUGGUCAGCGGUAACUCAUGGUUGGAUGCCACUGGUUCUGGAGAGGUUAUCUUGGCUUACUGUGACAUGAACACAGAAGUUGCAGAUUUUUGCGUCCGGCAUCGCUGCCAGAACGGCGCUUCGUGUGUUAAUGGUGACUUGAACUACACGUGUCUUUGUAAUAGCGGAUGGACUGGCGCCUACUGCAAUUCAGCUAUGAACGGAAAGAGCUGCCAGGAGAUUAAAUCGGUAUUCCCACACGCCCCUGAUGGAAUGUACCAGGUUCAACCGGAGAACGGCAACAACACAUUGGUCUAUUGUGAUAUGACGUCAUUUGGCGGCGGGUGGACAAUGUGUUACUCUACCGACGACAAAGUGAAUCUGAGGACGAACGUGACAUUUGACAAAAAUCUACCUUAUGGUACGAACGGUUACAGAACAGACUGUAACUAUAUUCAAUUUCGCGAGAUCAUGUUUGCAGACGAACAAACAGAAGAUAAAGCCUUUUUCACGCACAAGCUCAAUUCCUCUCUUGUUGCCAGUGAAAAUUACGGAAUACCAUUGACAGGACUGUGGAUAGGGGGUGGAGUAGCUGACAAAAAUUAUGAAUAUCAACUGGUAAUCUGUGAUAUUCCAUUUUACUCUGGUUUUGUCGUACCCGGAUUUUUAAACAGUUGCUUUAAACAAUGUAACAGUUGGUGUGAUGAUGAGACGACUCCCUUCUUCCGGACAGCAACAUCAUCCCUAUCGUAUUCCGGAGUCGCGUUCAAUGUCAAUGGUCAUCACGCCUUAACCAAUAGACUGAUCAGUGUAGGGUUGCGAUAAGAUAAGUAACGAUUAGCAGUCCAAUCUUUCGUUGGCUGUUGAAUGGCCAUCUAUAUAUAUUUGAUGAAUAUUCCUUUCAGUACGACCUCUAGAACCGUGCCAAUCGAGCAAAAUUAGCCAAUUGAAAGAUUAAUUGAGAACAAAGCAUGGCGACCCUUUUCGUAACAGAAUAUGUUAUAUUGUCGAAGUCAUUCUACCUAUUUUCUCGCAAAAAGAAAUCCAGCUGAUAUGAAUGAGUUCAAAGCAUGUAUAAAUGUCAGACUUGCGAAGAUGUGGAGGGCAGAUUGAAUGGGUCAAACCAUUUUUCAGUGCGUCCAGUUCCUCGGAAGAGAGCUGGCAAGAGGAGAGGUUGGUGACUGACUCUUUUUAGGUGGUUUACAAAUUUACAUGUGUAGGAUGUCAUACCUGUUAUGUCGGUGAAACCACUAGACAUUUCGGCACCAGGGUUCGUGAGCACUUACUCUCGGAUCGCAAUUCCCAUAUCUAUAAACAUCUUCAAGGUUCUGAGUCAUGUAAGAGUCUAUGCUCCUUUAAUUGUUUUUCCAUCUUAGACUCGGCUCUUACUAAUUUCCAACUUAAGAUCAAAGAAACCCUUCAUAUUGAAUGGGAACGACCCGCAUUGAAUAAACAACUCAAACAUGUUAAUUUAACACUCUUACUUUAAUUACUUUUUGUAGUCAGCAUUUUUCACAGUUUUGCACCUUUUUAUUCUUUCACUCUGUUGUACUGGCCCUUAAGUAUUAUGUAUCUUUUUCACUGAUUUCUAACUAUUAUUCUACAUUUUGUAAUUUACACCUAUCUACUUUAUAUAAAGUCACUCACUUGUAAACAUCCUUUAACUAAAGAUGGAUACAGAGUAUCCGAAACAUGUGUUGCAAAUUUAGAAGGUGUGUCGUCUUUUUUAAAUGUUUGAUAUAUAUAUUUGUUGUAAACAUGUGAUUGUAAAAACACUAUUAUUUCUUGCAAUUGAACAAGAACUUUGUGAACCAACUAUAAUUUAAGUCAGUUUUUUACGGCUUAAUUACUUAAAUAAAUAGUUAAAUAGUUUCUUAAUUUAAUGUCCUUAUUGUAAACAUAUGAUUAUGGAAGAUGGUAAUAAAAGAAAUAGUACGAGCUAAAAGUCACCAUAACUCAAUGUCACUCAAUGUCAACUCAAGACAAACUUAAUAGUUUAGCACUGAACAGACUUAGCUUCUCGGCAAUAACACGAAAACUGGUGUCCUAGUAAACAGUUAAAUCACCUUACUUCUGCAGGAAUCUUCGUUUUUUCUAAUAGCUACCUUGUACAUGGUUAUCAUUAUGGAGUCAACCCAACACGGUGCUUCAUAGCAAGGUGGCAGCGGGGAGGUCACACGCGAUCCAUACGUCUUCUGAGAGGGAAGACAAUUGCGAACAAAAAAGAUGAAUAAAUCAGUCAGACAAGGAACAAGUCAUCUUUCCCUCGAGUUGUCUCUCUUUCCGAUGCCCUACCUUCGUUCCUAACUGCGCAUGGUUUCAGUACCGUAUUUUGAAUAAAAGGCAUACGCUGAUAACUGGCUAGAUAUCUAUAAGCGAUAGGCCUUCGGGUCCAAAAGGCGAUUAACCAGAGAAGCAAUUCAACUGCUUGAUCGUUUCCUUAACGGCUUGCCUCACGUCUCUCAUCUUCCAACAAUACAGAAGUGGAUUCAAAGAAGAGUUAAACAUGAGAAGAGUAUCUGUUACAUCCCAAGCGAGGACAAGAGAUGGCGUGCGUAAUCCAGUAGCUACAAAUAUAGCUGCGACUACACCAAAUGGAGUAUAACAAGUCAAAAAUGUUAUCUGCACCCACAGUGCGCUGGUCACUGUUCUUCUGUAACGUGCUGUGUUCAGUGAACGCCGCCCUCCGUUCGGUUGUCUUUGUUGAACAUGGUCUUGAACUGCAGUUUGGCGAUGACGAAGAUUAAGAUAGAUUUUCAUGUAACAAAAGGUUGAGGUUAUUGUACAUAAUGACAUUGCUAUGCACAUAAUGGCCAAAGCAACACCGUAGAAAUAAUGUGAUAAUAUUGCGGAGGCAGUGCUAGCAAGCCAAAAACUAACAACGAGGGCCCAUAUUCGUCGCAAAGUUACCACUUGUCGGUACCUUAGCCCUAACAAUAGGGCAAGAAGUCUGUCUACACUUAUUGUGGUCAGUGUAAGCAAAGACACGCCGCAAAAAAUUACACCUAUCGUCUUAGAAAGGAUGGCAGAAUGGGAACAACGUUUGGAAUGUUCUGGAGACAACAGACCGUAUGCGUAGAUAGGCUGCGUGAUGAGGCCCACACAGAGGUCAGUGGUCGCCAGGCAACCUAGCAAUAGUUUCGAUGGCGGAUGAAGAGACGACACCUUUUUAAAAGCAACAAUGAUCAGGACAUUCUCCAGAAAUGCAGUGAUGGAUAGAAGAAUAUUCAAUGCUGACAGAAAUGUAUCUACAUGACUGUCUAGACCAGGCACGCAGAAUAAAUCUUCAAUUGGGCUGAGGUUUCUGUCGUUAGAGAAGUUUCUCCUCAUUUUCAGCCGGCUU
This is a messenger RNA of Orbicella faveolata, 6369 nucleotides long. RefSeq lists its product as uncharacterized. Gene Ontology annotation, molecular function: calcium ion binding; oligosaccharide binding. The record is from RefSeq and is a predicted model, not a curated record. NCBI's taxonomy places the organism in Eukaryota, Metazoa, Cnidaria, Anthozoa, Scleractinia, Merulinidae.